Messenger RNA from Cucumis melo (muskmelon), 1153 nucleotides. Its product is annotated as GTP-binding nuclear protein Ran-3-like. The transcript is spliced from 8 exons. Gene Ontology annotation, molecular function: GTPase activity; GTP binding. Gene Ontology annotation, biological process: protein import into nucleus; ribosomal subunit export from nucleus. NCBI's taxonomy places the organism in Eukaryota, Viridiplantae, Streptophyta, Magnoliopsida, Cucurbitales, Cucurbitaceae. The record is from RefSeq and is a predicted model, not a curated record. Gene Ontology annotation, cellular component: nucleus; cytoplasm. Bases 94 to 858 code for a protein of 254 amino acids.
UGAAGAAGAAAUUAAAAAAGAAAAAAAAAAGAGGAGGAAAAAGAAAAAGAAAAAAAAAAGAAAAAAGAGAGAGAGGGGAGAAAAAACUCAUUAAUGCUUACCGUAAACCCUCGUCCUCAAAUCUCAACCCACUUUAACCUAAAUUGUCGAUCCUUUGCUCUCUGUUUCGCAUUUCCAUUUCGAUUCAUUCCAAUGGCUUUGCCCGACCAAAAGACUGUUGAUUAUCCGAGUUUCAAGCUUGUGAUUGUUGGUGAUGGUGGAACUGGAAAAACAACUUUUGUGAAAAGACAUCUCACUGGGGAGUUCGAAAAGAAAUACGAACCAACCAUUGGCGUGGAGGUGCACCCAUUGGACUUCUUUACAAAUUGUGGAAAAAUUAGAUUUUACUGUUGGGACACUGCUGGGCAGGAGAAAUUUGGUGGUUUACGUGAUGGCUACUACAUCCACGGGCAAUGUGCAAUCAUCAUGUUUGACGUUACUGCCAGAUUGACAUAUAAAAAUGUUCCCACGUGGCACCGUGAUCUUUGCAGGGUGUGUGAGAAUAUUCCAAUUGUUCUUUGUGGAAACAAGGUGGACGUGAAAAACAGGCAGGUUAAGGCCAAGCAAGUUACAUUCCACAGGAAGAAGAACCUUCAAUACUAUGAAAUAUCUGCAAAGAGUAACUACAACUUUGAAAAACCAUUCCUUUACUUGGCCAGGAAAUUAGCUGGGGAUGCAAACAUUCAUUUUGUCGAGUCUCCUGCCCUUGCUCCUCCAGAAGUACACAUUGACUUGGCUGCCCAGCAACAGCAUGAAGCUGAAUUAGCAGCAGCAGCAAGUCAACCUCUUCCAGAUGACGACGACGAUGCUUUUGAGUAGAAAUGGUCGACCAUAUGGUGAUGAUGCUGUUUGCUUAUCUAUUUCCUACUGUUGCCCUCUGAGUAAGAUACUCUCUCCUUGCUAGGAUGAUUAAUAGAAAGGAAUAGGUGGGCGGGGUGUGGCUGAGGAUUGAAACUUGAAUUAUGAAAAUGUUGGUUUUCCCCUGGGAUGAAUGAAAAUUGUGGUGUAGAUGGAUCGUUUCUGUUGGUGACAUUCUCUAUCGAUUAAUAGAGAGCCAUAUGGCCUCUGAUAAAAGUUCGUUAUGAAGAAAUUUCUCUAUCGAAUGUUCCACUUA